AUCUGGGUCUCUACGUAUAGCAGACUCGCAGUUUCCUCUCUCUCUCUCUCCCCCACCCCCUCUCUCUGGGGUUCUUCGAUUCCGGACGACUUCCAUGGUAAUUCGUAAUCGGAUGUGAGCUGUGGUGUUUUCAUAGAAGUUGCAGCUCAAUUCAUACAAUUUUCAUAAUUCUGCUGCUGCUUUGUGGGUGCACUCUUGAUUGAUAUAUUGACAUCUCAACAUGCCUAAGGAGAGAAGAGAUCGUUCGGUAUCUUUCGAUAAAUCGAGAGUGUCUCCUUUCCCUUGUAGCUCUAGUCGCUCAAAACGGUCAUUGUUGAGGAGCCCUUUGGAAGGUGAGGAGAAUGUUAAAGAAUGGGAGGAUGCUCGAUGCCCUGUUUGUAUGGAGCACCCUCACAAUGGAAUUCUACUCUUAUGUUCAUCCCAUGAUAAAGGCUGCCGCCCUUACAUGUGUGACACAAGCUAUCGCCACUCAAACUGUUUUGACCAGUUUCGGAAGUCAUUUUCAGAAAACUCGCCAAUAGUGUUGCCUCUGGAAGAAGAAACUCCAAUUUCAACUAUUCAUUCACCAUCCUUCACGGUGAUUUCAGAAGCAACUGUUACUGGUUUGCAAGGUGAAAGAAAUGAGGAAGGGUCCACAUCUGUGCACACCAUGUCUUGUGAGAACCCAGUGAAGCCAAAGCUGGUGUGCCCUCUUUGUCGUGGGCAGAUUAAUGGGUGGAUUGUAGUGGAGCCUGCUCGUCACUUCAUGAAUGCAAAAUCAAGAAGCUGUGCCUGUGAGACUUGUGAUUUUAGUGGCACAUAUACAGAUCUGAGGAAGCAUGCAAGGUUGUUGCACCCCCUUGUGCGGCCCUCAGAAGCAGACCCAGAGAGGCAGCGUAGCUGGAGGAGGUUGGAGCGGCAGAGGGAUCUUGGAGAUUUGCUUAGCACACUGCAAUCUUCUGUCGGAGAGGACAGGAGUGAGGAAAGCGUCUUAUCUUUUGAUGAAGGGGGUUGGCUUACUGUCUUUUUCCUAAUUCGAGUUUUCAGACCUGGGAGUAGUUCAAGUAGCAGUAGCUGGUCUGGUACCUCAAGAACCAGAGCCCGAGUGACUCUCAGGCAGAGAUCGACAAGAAGACUUUGGGGGGAGAGCUAUGAUGGGGAACCUGAAUCUGCUUCAAGAGAUGUAAACAACGAGUCUUUGGAUGGUGGGUCAGGUCCCCUGAGACGCCGACGCCGACGCCGAGUACUGCGACAAUUAACACCAGAUGAGGAGUGAUGUCCCAAAAUUCGUCACCGUGCUCGACGGUUCUACUUUGGAUGUUUCAAUUGUGGAACAGAGAGGAACAAAUGCAAGUCCUAUUGCUUUUACGCUAGAAUCUGGCCGGGUGUGACAUAGUUAAUGCUUGGAGUUGCAGAAUUAAGAACAUGAUAAGAAUCCAAAUUAUAAUUUCAUUUUUUCAUGAGUAAUAUUAUUCUGUAUACAUGUCUCUGGCUAAGCUUUCCAUCAAAUUGCCUUUUGGCUUUGCAAAGAUCUUGAAGUCUUCUCCUUGAAUUGAUUACAUUUAAAAGUAAAUCGUUGAUCUGGCUUUACGCCUGAUUUAUGUGCUUCAAGCGUUAAUCAUGCUUUACGUCCAUUUUAGCAGGCAAUAUAUACAGGUUGGGUUACUUGAAUGUGCACCUAUUGAUAGAGAAAUUUUGUAAGAAUAGCAUUAUUUGUUACCAUUUGGUCAUAGUGAAUAAGGAUUGAGCUGGUUUUUGGAUUCCGCUGAGAUGUAGUUGGAACUUUGAAG
Messenger RNA from Ilex paraguariensis (yerba mate), 1769 nucleotides. Lineage: Eukaryota; Viridiplantae; Streptophyta; Magnoliopsida; Aquifoliales; Aquifoliaceae. The record is from the annotation of a GenBank genome assembly.